This is a messenger RNA of Stylophora pistillata, 3587 nucleotides long. Its product is annotated as coiled-coil and C2 domain-containing protein 1-like. The record is from RefSeq and is a predicted model, not a curated record. Lineage: Eukaryota; Metazoa; Cnidaria; Anthozoa; Scleractinia; Pocilloporidae. Gene Ontology annotation, molecular function: DNA-binding transcription repressor activity, RNA polymerase II-specific.
CCGAAAAGGACUUAUUACAAAAUUCACUAAAUUUAGAGUUUUGGCGAAAUGUUUGGAAGAAGAAAAAAAUCCCCCCUUCCCCAAGAAGGACACAAGAAGAACGAUCUGUCUAACUUGCUUGGUCUUGAUAUCAAUCCAGAUGAAAUGGCUGCACUAGGUAUUGGGGGGAUAGGAAUUGGUAAUGAUGAUAACGAUGAUGAGGAGGAGGAUGACGAAAGCCUUGAAGCAGAACUAGCAGCUCUACAAGGGCAGUCAUCAUCUAGAGGAAAGAAGAAAAAACCAGGAGGAAGAUAUGCAUUUGGAUUAGAUGAGGAUGACUUUGGAGAUGAUGACGAUGAGGAUGUCGACGAAAAUGACCCACAGUUAUUGGCUGAACUUCAAUGUAUUGCUCCGGGAGAAGAUGGCACUGAGCAUCGUGAUCCAACCCCAGUCUUGCUUCCCACUGCACCAGCACUAACCAGUGGUGAUCAGGGUUCAAAAGGGAGUUCUUCAGAUAUUGACCUGUUGUCAGAAAGAGAGAAAAACUACAAGUUGGCUAUAGAAAAUGCAAAUAAGGCUGGUGAAGGAAGCAAGGCCAGGAGAUAUGGCCGAGGGCUCAAGGAAAUAGAACAGAUGAUCAAGCAAGCCAAAGCAGGAAAGGCUGUUGAUCUGGAUGCAGUUCCUCCGCCAGUGGCCAUUGGAGCUGCUAAACCUCCAGCUCCAGCUCCAGCUCCAGCUCCAGCUCCAGCUCCAGCUUCACAGCCAAUCCAGGAUUCUGUUCCUGCAGCACAAGUGGAUCAGAAAUAUUAUAAAUCUACAAGGCUUGAAGAAACAUCUGGAAAUGAUGUUUCUAGACCUGUCCAAGAUGGCAGUCAAAAGGCUAAGGAAUCCAAGCCUGGAAGUGAAGUUGCUCAAAAUAAAGAGCUUUUUGUGACAAGACGAAAUCAGUACAGAGUAGCUGCCUUGACAUGCAAAAAAGCUGAAGAAAUUCAACAAGCCAAACAGUUUUUGGCAGUGUCAAAGCAAAUAGAUGUAGCUAUUGAAAAGUUAGAAAAAGGUGAAGCAGUGGAUAUUUCACAGUUACCUCCAGUUCCAUCUGUUCCACAAGCAUCAUCAGCUAUGACUCCACCAGCCUCCCAAGAGUCAGUUGCACCCCCUGCUGAAACUGCACCAAACAGUGCAGCUAAAGGAGAUGCAGGAGGGGAAAGUAGUUCAGCCAAAAGCUUGGAGCCUCCCCCUCCCCCUAAAAAUGUUGCAGAGGCUUUGCAACAAAGAUUGGAAAAAUACCAGCAAGCUGAAAACCAAGCCAAACAGGAAGGGAACUCAAGCAAGGCGCGAAGAAUGGGGCGCAUUGUUAAGCAAUAUCAAGAUGCUAUCAAAAGCCACAAGGCUGGGAAGCCUGUGGUCUAUGAGGAACUACCAACCCCCCCUGGAUAUGCACCCAUACCAGGAGUAGCAGCUCCAGAGGAUGAACCAAGUGAAAACUUUUCUGUUCCUGAGUUUUCUGAGCCAAGACAAGGGGCAACACCCCAAACAACUGCUUCUCCUUUGGUUGCUGUUGGUGCUGCCAGCCCUGCUGCCACAAGUCUUUCUCCUCAACCUGCUCUCCAACCCACCUCAUCUGUUCGUAAAUCUCCCAGCCGCAAUGAACAGCAACUCAAUUAUUUGCUUGAAAGACAGAAGGAGUUUAAGACAGCUGCAUUGCAGUCUAAAAAACAGGGAGAUCUUGAAGGUGCCAAAAACUACCUGCGAAUGAGCAAGGGUUUGGAUAGAAUGAUUCUGAGUGCUCAGAAUGGACUUAAAGUUGACUUAGGAUCAGUCCCCCCCUCUCCAUUUGCAGCUUCAAAACCUGCACCCACAAAAGAGCUAAGCUUUGAAAUGGUCCAAUAUGAAGAUUGUGAGCCAAAUCCUCAGACACCAGAGUAAAUAUCUGAGCUGUUUUCAAGAUUAGAGGAUGCUCUUAUUAAACAAAUUGAGAUGUGUGCCAGAAAUAAUCAACAUUACCAGAAGCUGGGCGAUAUAACCAACACUAAAAACUUUGAUAAGAUGGCAAAGAAUUUACGACAGGACCUUGAUUCAGUUCAAAGUGCACGGAAGUACCAGGAUCCUCCACCGAAAUUCCAUUAUGAAGACAGAUCAUUUACAAUUGUGGAUUCAUUUCCAGAUCUGAGUGAUUCAGAGGUGGAGUUAACAAUUGUUAGAGGGCUCAAUAUACCUCUCCCCUCAGGUUAUCAACCAAAGGACAUGUACACCUAUGUAUCUUAUGAAUUUCCUUUUCCAAGUGCAGAUGAACCUCAGACUGGCAGGACACAAACUAUUAAGCACUCUAUCAACCCAGAUUAUAAUGAGGUUUUCAAAGUACAGAUAGAUAGAAAAAAUCGAUCAUUAGGAAGAAUUUUCAAGAGACAGCCUGUCAAAUUUGAAGUCAAAUAUGAAAGGGGCUUCCUCAAAGGUGACAAGGCUCUAGGACAAGUUCAAGUGAAGCUUACCCCAUUCGAUAACAAGUGUGAAAUUCACGACUGUUUUGAUUUAAUGGAUACGGACCGUGGACGAAAAGCGGUCGGAGGGAAACUUGAAAUUCACAUGAGAAUCAGAGAGCCACUGGUGGAUAAAGAUGUGAAAGUUGAAAAAUGGAAAUGGCUUGUUAUUGAUGUUCACUUGACAUCCAGGAGGGCAGGCGCUGUACCUAAGGAGCCCGCUAAUUUGUCAGCAAAACCUGGAAAAGUCACAAGAAGACCAGAUACUGCGACGGAAUUUGCCAGCUUGGAGGUCUUGAAACUAGAAAAACAGAUCGCCGAAAAACAGAUUGCUGGUCAUAAAGCUAAAGGAGAAACGCCUCCCCCAGCCCUCAUACAGCGCUGCAAACAAUGUCAACAGAAGAUAGCUGAAGGGGAAAGGACUCUAUCGAGUGGUGACAAAAACAUAUUGACACACUACAUUCGUCAACUUCAAUCGAAAAUCCCUCAAGAGCAUGCCAAGGCGCAACUAGCUUUGAAAGCUGGGAAUAGGAGUGAAGCUCAACUGUGUUUAACCAAAAGAAAGCUGAUGGAAAACGAGGUCUCUACUCUAAAGUCUCAGCUUGGUAUGGGAUAGAUUUUGAUAACUCUUAAUGAAUUUAGCCAUUAAAACAUCGCUCGCUAAUGGCUAUAUGAUAAAUAUGUGGAAAAUAAUAAGACCGGAAUGAAUUUCGUUUGCUGAUAUCUUAAAUGCAUGUAAAAGGUUUUUUGUGAGGGAAAGUCUAAAGUUCUUAGUGACAAGGUCGAGAAUUGACCAAUGAAAUGAUAAUUUCUCUUUGCACAUAAUAUGAUAUAUUUCUGCGAGGUUUCUCUAUUAAACUCUUAGCUCGUCACUUAUGGAAUCCAGCAAAGUUCCUCGUCGCCCAGUCACAAAACUGAGUAAAAAUUAAGGAGUGAGGGCACAAAGUAUUUGUAACAAGUUCUUAAAAAAUAUCGAAACGUUGUGACUUAUGGUGUUGUUGUUGUUUUUUUUUUUUUUCAUGUCAGUCAACCUAUAACAGUACUUGCGAGGCGUAUUUAAAAUUUUUCUCGCAGUGCAAAAUCUUUGUGCACAGGCAUUUCCAAAUAAACUCUUCAUUUGACUUUUAAAAA